Molecule: messenger RNA, 972 nt
Organism: Rotaria sp. Silwood1
Lineage: Eukaryota; Metazoa; Rotifera; Eurotatoria; Philodinida; Philodinidae
Source: the annotation of a GenBank genome assembly
AUGGAAAGCGUCGAAAAAGAACUCAGUCUAUUGGAACAUGACAUUGAACACAUGCGGAAUGUAACCGAUAAUCAUCCAAUAUUUACUCAAAUAAACGAAUGGGAACAAGAAUCGACAACUAAAGUUCAGAUCAUAGCAGUAUUAGCUCGUGCUGAUCUCUCUCAGUUACUUGAAGCGAAUACUAAUCGUCUUCAAUCAGAUUUUGAUCGAAUUUCACAUCAAAUUCAAACUUGUCGCGAUUCAAAUCAUUCCGAGAGUGAUAUUGAUCAAUGGAUGAACGAGAUAAAAAAAUGUCGGCAAGAUAUUCCAAAAGCAUUAGAAUCUUUGAAACUAUCAGCCGAUCCUGAAGUUGAACCCAUUCAAUUUAUAAAAAUGACAAAAAAUCAUGAUCAACAUUAUGCAGCAGACAAUAGUAAUACAACAGAAACAUGUUCAGUAAAUCCAAUCCUGUCAUCUUUCACAUGUUUGUCUCAUACUGUAGGGAAAAUACUGAGUGGAAAUGCUGAAAAAUUUGAAAAAGUAGUUGGCGAUGCUGAACUCGACGAAAAUAAUUUGAUUGCAAAGAAGAAAAAUGUUCACUCGGCGAGUAUUCGUGGUGCGAAGUUAUAUUCCACGGGUACUCAUCAAAUUCGAUUUCGAAUCGAACAGUUGAGUAACAAUAGUAUUUUUAUUGGAAUCAGUUCAUCGAAUGAGCAGAUGACAGCUACUGCGUUUAAGUUAUCUUCCAGUUACGGUUGGUGGGACACAAAAUUUCCAGUCAUCGGAGGCAUUCAUGUUGCAAGCGGUGUUUAUUCGAUGCGUACCGGUGAUGAAAUAUCGUUGACACUUGUUUGCAAUGAGGCAAGGCUCGUUUAUCAUAACAAGAGAACUGGAAUCGGCAAGAUAUCUGUGAAUCUAAGCACAUGUCCAUUGCCUUGGCAACUUCUCGUGGUAUUGGGCGCAGGUGAAAAUAUCCUUCGUAUCCUUCCAUGA